UGAACGAGCAGGAGGAUUUCUGCAGCCACUAUUUUUCGCCUUGACUUUUUUGUUUUUGUCUGUUAUUUGAGCUGUAUUAAUUUGAGCAGUAUCUUGAAAAUAGUCUAUGAGCCUUGAAGAUUUAUCGCUACCAGCGAUUUAUCCAUUGGAACACCAAGGUGAAAAUUGAAACAUUUUUUAACCAAUGUACUCUUGCGACCAGCACGAUUUAGGAAACAGCAUGAGUGUUUGCUUGGUAGGUGAACAUGAACGCAAUACAGUUAACUAGCGAGCUAAAAUGGAAACAGCAUGCUAAAGAAGCGGCAAAGGGAAACGGGCGAUGUUGUGAAGGUAAUUGUAAAGCAAAGUUCUUUUCUCCACUGCGCCCACGAAGUCAUGCAGAGACUUGUACCGAUUCAAAGAGACAUCAACCAUGAAGGAACACAUCAGUCGCCCGUUUUCAGCGAUUUAUGGUGAUAGGCUAAUUCGAGCUCACUAAGACGUAAUUCGUUUUCUUUUACCAGCUUUAACAACUGUGCCCUGCUGAAAAGAAGAACGAGCGGUUUAAUGUCUCUUUAAAAUGGCAUAAACCCUUUUUCAAAAGCACUGCUGCAGAUGUUAAGAAAAUAAUUUCCAGGAUGACAAAAGAUUAGCCUGGCCAUUUCGAAUGAUGGAGAGGGCUGGGAUGACAGAGCCUGUGAUUAAAUGGAUUUCCAUUCGAUUCGCUGUGGUUUGUGUCGCGUGUGUCUCCAUUGUUCGAAGGGCAGAAUGCACCGCUGUACUGCUGGCUGCCUGCAGUGGGAAGGUGGAGUUACACACAGAGAGGAGGGGAGUCAUCUACAGCCCAUCCUGGCCACUGAACUACCCUCCGGGAUUGAACUGCAGCUGGGACAUCCAGGGUGACAAAGGCGAUGUCAUCACAAUCAGUUUCCGUAACUUUGACCUAGAGGAGUCUGGGAAGUGUUCAGGAGACUGGCUGAUGAUCGGGCCAACGUGGAGGGAAGAGUACCGGGUGUGCGGCUCCCUCCUGCCCCCGCCCUUUAUCUCCAGCAGGGGCAGGGUCUGGCUCUACUUCCACUCUCAGGCUAACAGCUCCGGGCAGGCCCAGGGCUUCCGUCUGUCCUACAUCCGGGGCAGAUUGGGCCAGAGCAGCUGCCAAAAUGAGGAGUUUCUGUGUGGGAAUGGGAAGUGUCUCCCCAGGGCCUGGAGGUGUAACGGUCUGGACGAGUGUGGGGACAACACGGACGAGAAGAGCUGUGCCCCGCCUCCUACCGAGGCACGCCCCAGCCUCUGCCCACCCACCACCUUCCAGUGCACCCAGGCUCAGUCCACUCAGUGCCUGCCGAACACGCUGCGCUGCAACGGAGUCCAUGACUGCGCUGACGGCUCUGACGAGGUCAGCUGCCCCGACACCACCUGCGGCAAGCACCUGGGCAACUUCUACGGCUCCUUUGCCUCGCCCGAUUUUUUCCGGCCCAACCGCAGCAUCUCUGACCUGCGCUGCUCCUGGUUCGUGGACACGCAGGACCCCAAACCCAUCAUCCUGCAGCUGGACCUGCAGCUGGGGCCAAGCGACUCGGUGCGCGUGUACGACGGGCUGGGCGAGCGCACCGACCGGCUGCUGCAGACCUUCUCCCACCACAACAACCGCCGGCCCAUCGUGGUGGAGUCCAACCAUGGCCAGCUGACCGUGCUGUACCAUGCCAAGCCCCGGGGAGCCGGGCACGGCUUCAACGCCACCUACCAGGUGAAGGGCUACUGCUUCCCUGGGGAGCACCCCUGUGGCAGCGACCAGGGCUGCUUCUCUGAGCGGCAGCGCUGCGACGGCUACUGGCACUGCCCCUCGGGCAAGGACGAGGAAGACUGUCCCAUCUGCCAGGCAGGGGAGUAUCCCUGUGAAGGGGGCAGCGGGGCCUGCUACCCCGCCGCAGAGCGGUGCAACAACCAGAAGAAGUGCCCGGACGGCUCGGACGAGAAGAACUGCUUCAACUGCCAGCCGGGCAACUUCCACUGCGGCACCAACCUCUGCAUCUUCGAGACGUGGCGCUGCGAUGGGCAGGAGGACUGUCAGGACGGCAGUGACGAGCGUGACUGCUUGGUGGCCGUGCCCCGCAAGGUCAUCACGGCUGCGUUGAUCGGCAGCCUGGUGUGCGGCCUGCUCCUGGUCAUUGCAUUGGGAUGUGCCUUCAAGCUCUACUCCCUGCGAACACGCGAGUACAGGGCUUUUGAAACCCAGAUGACCCGGCUUGAGGCGGAGUUUGUCAGAAGAGAAGCCCCGCCCUCCUAUGGUCAGCUGAUUGCUCAAGGCCUGAUCCCACCAGUGGAGGAUUUCCCAGUCUACAACCCCUCUCAGGCGUCCAUGCUUCAGAACAUCCGCACCGCCAUGCGCAGACAGAUCCGCCGCCAUUCCACCCGCCGCGCCUCCUCCCGCCGUCGCCUGGGACGCUUGUGGAGCCGCCUCUUCCACCGCGGGACUCGGCUGCGGGGCCAGAUCCCACUGCUCACACCGCCCGGGGCAGCCCACCCCUCCCUCACCCGCUCACAUAGCUACCAGGCUGUGGGUGGAGUGGGCAUUGGGGCGGGACAAAGCCCUUCCCCCUGCUCCUCAGCAGCCUUGGGCCUGGCCUUACAGGCACACACCGAGGCCCUGUACCAGCCCCCCACAGACUCCCCACCCUCCCCUCCAUCCCCACCCACCCCCUCUUCGCCCCCCUCCACUUCGGACAGCCAGGAGGAGGAGUCGUGCGUUUCUCCAGGGGUUCCAGAGUGUGGGUGCACCCAAAAUGGCUGUGCAAACACCAGGACCCCCUUCUCUGGACAGACAGAAACCCCAGGCACCAGCAGACAACACGGUACCACACCUGAGAAUGCCAGUGAGUCCUAUAAUCGCAGGGCAUCCAGAAAGUUGGUGCAGAGGCUGGCCGCCAACCUGGCCUUGCGACGCUACACUCCUCUUGGUAGUUCUCCUGGCCUAGAGCCCCAAGUGCCCUCCACUCCCACUGAGGAGCAAGGACCCUCAGGGACACAGAACACCAAUCAUAUGUGCCAUUCUCUGGACUUGCCAAUAGAGGAGGAGCAGGAGUCAUGCUCCAGGAGUAACCUCACAAGCAGAGGUGAGGAUGAUGAUGAGUCUCUGCUAAUGUGCUGAGGGAGCUGCCCGCUCUUCCUUGCCAGACUUCAGGCCAAUACUGUCUGUCUCAUAGGCGGCGCUGCAGGGCCAUCACUAUCACACAGAUAUCCUCACACUCUUCUUCUUUCUCUCUGUGGUGAACCACUUCACUGGUGGUGUUAGCACUGCCAGUAACCUGGACAGUUUAACUGAACACCAAGGUGUGGGCUAGAAUCAGAGGUCGUCUGUUCACAGUGGAUGCUCCAGCAGAUAGUAGGCUUUGCCCUUCCUUCUGUUCUUGCUACACCUCUUCAUUUGUCCCCCCCCCCCCCCCUCAGCUCUCCUGUUCAGUGCUGUAGCCCCCGCUGGCUCUUGUACGGACAGGGUCACAUAGUGGGGCAGGAGAUGAACAUGCUGCUCUCGGAUAGCAAGGCCCAAAAGAAAGCACUUUCUCUCCCCUGCCUUACAAGAGAUUGAGAA
Molecule: messenger RNA, 3568 nt
Organism: Megalops cyprinoides (Indo-Pacific tarpon)
Lineage: Eukaryota; Metazoa; Chordata; Actinopteri; Elopiformes; Megalopidae
Gene: lrp3
Product: low density lipoprotein receptor-related protein 3
Exons: 7
Coding region: 647-3127 (826 amino acids)
Cellular component (GO): plasma membrane
Molecular function (GO): protein binding
Source: RefSeq, a predicted model, not a curated record